ACUAUCGUGUCUAACCAGAACUCAGUUCGUGCAGUAACAUAAUUAAAUACUGGAAAGCGAACGAAUGAAGGAUAUUUUAAAUGAUUAACCAAUCUAGCUAAAUAUAAUGCAUGGGUAGCAAGAUUUGACACUAGGCUCCCGUGUCAUGCAAAGUAGGCCAGGACUUGUCACCACCUGUCACUAGUCCGUCCAGCAGAUUAAGUACAUUUUAUCCCUCACUUUGGCAGUGAACGUCGACUGGAGCACUGAACUUCUUGUGUGAGUAGAAAAUUAAUUCGAAAAUGGAAGCCACAUACCGGCAGGAGCGGGAAUGGCUCAAUGACCGCGGUCCCAUUAAUGGCAAUGGUACUGCUUACUAUGGUGAAUAUGGCAACCAUCGCGGCAUCGGUGGCUUUUCUGGCCAAUUGGGCCAAUCCCAGAACCCGAAUCAAAGCCACAUGGGUCGCAAUUUGAGCGGCUGGCCCUUGCCGUCCGUGCCCUCGGACUACCAAUCCCCGCAGGCCAACUCAAACUGGAGCCGCGACCGACCCACCUGGAACAACGAAAUGCGUCGCGACGUCCCGUAUCAAGCUGAGCCAGCCAACACCAUGAAUCGCUCGUGGUCCGGCAACGGUGGUCCCUCCAACGGCGGCCCUGCCAAUGCCAGCCAGUGGUCUAAUCCGAACCCAAAAAAGCAGUCCAUGCCGUUGCCACCGGAGGAUAGGGGCCUGCCGGACCACAUUCUCAAGGAGCUUUCGCACCUUAGCGCCGCCAAGCGCAAGUGGUUCUUUCACUAUGUGGACAUGGGCUUCAGCAAUGAGAAGGCCCUCGCCAGGGCCUCGGAAAAACGCACCGGUCCGGCCGAGAGGUACGACAAGUCAGUUUCGACUGAUCGCGGACGCAGGCGUCCGGAGCUGCCGGUUCCGGGUGAUCGUGUUCGCAAGCGUCCGAACGAAGAAAACUUGUCGGGCGGUAGGGCCAGAGAGGAACCCAAGAAGCAGCGAGCCCCGGACCCGUCUUCAAGGGCACUGGGCUCCAAGCAAAAUGGUUUUACCAUGGCAGUAAUGGCGGAAAAUUAUCCCGAUUGCGUGCUCACUAAUAAGCAACUGCAUGAGAUCGAAGACGGUCUUGUGGAGGAAAUGAAAAAGGGUUGGAAGUCCAGCAUCAACUUUGGGGGCAUCCAAUUCCUUUCCGGACUGAUCCAAAUCGUCUGCAUGGACAAGAACUCCCGCCAAUGGCUGGAACAUGCGAUUAACAAGCUGCCAGUGUUACCGGAGAUUAAACUAAUUUGUUGUCCGGAGGAUGAGAUCCCGGCCACCAAGGGAAUUACUGUCUACGUACCGCGCUCAGCUGAAGAGCCCGAUACGGUCACGUUUGAACUUUUGAAAGACCAGAAUACCGAUCUCCUGUCGAAAACUUGGGAAGUCGGCCGUAUUAGCAAGACCAAAGAAGGCAAGCUGGUGGCCAUCAGCAUUGGCAGCAAGUCAUACAAACUGCUGCAGAAGAAUGGCUUUUGCCUUAGCUACCGUUUUAACCAGCUAACUUGCCGCGAGAUGAGAGGCAAGGAAGCCCUUAAGGCUGUUCGCGUUAACCAGCCGGAGGAAACGAAGCCCAAUUCAGAAGCUGAGGCUGCCGAGUGCAUCGCCGACUCAGCUGAAAUUGACUUAACCGAGGAGGACGGAGAAGAGUUCAUUUCACAACUUGACCUCACCGUUGUGGACGAGGUUAAGGGAGAUGAUGAUGAUGAUGAGAACGAGAAUGAGAUAUCUGAAGUUCAAGACGAUGUAGAAGAGGUAGCUGAAGAUCAACACGAUGAUUUGGAGAUCAUUGAAGGCAAGAAAGGCGUAGACGAUGAUGUACAGGUCAUUGAAAUGGAGCGCGAUGAAGAGGAGAACAAUGAUGACACUGCUGAUGGGGAGUGCGAAGUUGUGGAAAGUUCUGGGGAAGAGCAUCAGGAGCAGGAAAAUAGUGGCAAUGCAGAGGUGGUUGAGGAUGAGGCAUGCUCCUCGGAAGCAACCCUCACUGAGGGCUAAGGGGUUCUCAAGAUAAUUGGAGCGCAUUAAUCAAAUAGGAACAUUUUAAAAUGAACAAUUUCUUGAUAACACUAGACAUAUUUGGCAUUAGAAUUUACCGGCAAGAAACUCAUGGUCUUUACACAACGAACACCAGUUUCGUGCAACUAAGUGACUUCUUACUACAGUAUCUGGACAUACUGCCUCCCAUUAAGAUUAGGCAUCAUAUUAUGAUAUACACCAAAGAAUUAUGGAAUAUGUUUUUCAAUAAACACUUGCCAUCACAUU
This is a messenger RNA of Drosophila erecta, 2279 nucleotides long. RefSeq lists its product as uncharacterized. The record is from RefSeq and is a predicted model, not a curated record. NCBI's taxonomy places the organism in Eukaryota, Metazoa, Arthropoda, Insecta, Diptera, Drosophilidae. The coding region runs from base 282 to 2012 and encodes 576 amino acids. The transcript is spliced from 2 exons.